Sapajus apella (tufted capuchin) is the source of this 1434-nucleotide messenger RNA. It is a transcript of the gene TTLL2, whose product is annotated as tubulin tyrosine ligase like 2. Gene Ontology annotation, molecular function: tubulin binding; tubulin-glutamic acid ligase activity. NCBI's taxonomy places the organism in Eukaryota, Metazoa, Chordata, Mammalia, Primates, Cebidae. The transcript is spliced from 4 exons. Gene Ontology annotation, cellular component: cilium. Gene Ontology annotation, biological process: protein polyglutamylation; microtubule cytoskeleton organization. The record is from RefSeq and is a predicted model, not a curated record.
AAAAGAAAACCUCAUUUGAUGGCGGAAGAUGAACCUCCAGGGGCCCUCUCAAAGCCACUGGUUUUUCGCGUUGACGAGACCACCCCGGGCAUGGUGCAAAGCGUCCUCCUGGAGUGACAGUGGAAUAAGUUCAAUGAGCAGGAGCAGAACGUGGAGGACUGGAACCUGUACUGGAGGACAUCCUCUUUCCGAAUGACCGAACACAUCAGCGUUAAACCGUGGCUGCAGCUCAACCACCACCCCGGAACAACCAAGCUGACCAGGAAAGACUCUCUGGCCAAACACCUGAAGCACAUGAGGAGGACGUACGGCACUUCCCUGUACCAGUUCAUACCCCUGAGGUUCGUCAUGCCCAGCGACUACAUCAAGUUCAUAGCUGAAUACUUUCAGGAGAGGCAGACACCAGGCGCCAAGCACAGCUAUUGGAUUUGCAAGCCUGCCGAGUUAUCUCAUGGGAGGGGGAUACUCAUUUUCAGUGACUUUAAAGACUUCAUCUUUGAUGAUACGUACAUAGUGCAGAAAUACAUCUCCAACCCUUUACUUAUUGGCAGAUAUAAAAGUGAUCUCCGCAUCUAUGUUUGUGUCACCGGCUUUAAGCCUUUGAACAUUUACGUGUAUCGGGAAGGGUUGGUUCAGUUCGCCACAGAAAAGUUCGACCUCAGUAACUUGCAAAACGAUUACGCCCAUUUGACCAACAGCAGCAUCAAUAGAUCCGGGGCCUCCUAUGGGAAGAUCAAAGAAGGGGUUGGCCAUGGUUGUAAGUGGACCCUCAGCAGAUUUUUCUCCUACCUUCGUAGAUGGCCGCUUAAUAUCUAUGAUGGUUUUGACCCUGUGCAUUACCAACUGGGAAAGAUGGACGCCCUCCUAGUUUUCAAGGGUCAGAGCUCCCAGCCCACUGAUAUCGUCUGGAGUUGGGGCACCCCAGAAGCAUGCCUGGACCCGCAGCGGCCUGCCUGGGCUGUCCUGAUGAGCCUCACUCCCCUGCAGCAACACCAGCAGUCCUGCUUCUCCUACUGGGACAGCCCCAGGGAACCCUCCACAUGGGGCUCCGGCUGGCACUCUGACUCAGACGUAGAUGGCGAAGCUCAGAAAAUCUCAAGGCUUCUGCGUGACAGCACCGUCAGUGUAAACCACACCUUAGAAAAGCUGCCGGCAGCAGUUUUCAACAGCGGAACCGAGGCCAUGGCUUUUGCUGUUAGGAGGUGUCCAGCAGCUGUGUGUCAAGGAAAGGUCGGAGCGAGGGGCCGAUUUUAUGGUCUAAAUUCAGCCCUUGUGGCAGCCACCCAGGCUCUGGCUGUGUCCCAGAAGGCUUGCCUGAGGCCGGAUCUGAUAGAAGUCAGCGUGAUGAAGAGUGACGGCCGGACCCUUCCUCACCACGGUGGCUCUGGGACACUGGUCCCGUUGACAGGAGGUGCCUUUCUCGCUGCAGGUUGA